AUGUUUCCUGAGUACCAGUGGGGCCAGGAGAUGGCUUCAUGGCUGUGGCUCAGAGCUCUUUGUCAGCUCUGGACUGGGGACAGGCAAUGGGGAACUAGACAGACAGCAUCUCGAUCCAAGGGACAGGGGAGACAGGCAGGCAUAGAGUGGUUCUACAAGAACCAGCUCGGCCUCUAUCCCUACCUUGGGCCCAGGGGCACAGCUCAUAACGGGGGCAUCCCCCAGGUUGUCCCUCCUGACCGCCACCUGGCACGGGCUACCCACCAGAUCCACCUCAGCCUAGAAUGCGGCUUUGCUGGCCUGGCAGUGCUGGACUGGGAAGAGUGGUGCCCACUCUGGGCCGGGAACUGGGGGCGUCGCCGAGCCUACCAGGCAGCCUCAUGGGCUUGGGCACAGCGGGUAUUCCCCCACUUGAACCCCCAGGAGCAGCUCUACAAGGGCCGUGUUGGCUUUGAACAGGCAGCCCGUGCCCUGAUGGAGGACACACUGCGGCUGGGCCAGGCACUGAAGCCACAUGGGUUCUGGGGCUUCUAUCACUUCCCAGCCUGUGGCAAUGGCUGGCAUGGUACAGCUUCCAAUUACACAGGCCACUGCCACCCAGCCACUCUGGCCCACAACACCCAACUGCAUUGGCUCUGGGCUGCCUCCAGCGCCCUCUUCCCCAGCAUCUAUCUCCCACCCAAGCUGCCACCUAUUCAUCACCAGGCAUUUGUCCGAUACCGCCUGGAGGAAGCCUUCCGUGUGGCCGUUGUCGGGCAUCCACAUCCCCUGCCUGUCCUGGCCUAUGCCCGGCUCACACACCGCCAUUCUGGGAGGUUCCUGUCCCAGGAUGACCUUGUGAAGACCAUUGGUGUGAGCGCAGCACUGGGGGCAGCCGGCGUGGUGCUCUGGGGGGACCUGAGCCUCUCCAGCUCUGAGGAGAAGUGCUGGCAUCUCCAUAACUACGUAGUGGGCACCCUGGGCCCCUAUGUAAUCAAUGUGACCAGGGCAGCCAUAGCCUGCAGUUACCAGCGGUGCCAUGGCCAUGGGCGUUGUGCCCACCAAGACGGAGGACAGCUGGAAGCCUUUCUGCACCUGCAGCCAGAUGGGAGGCCUGGAGCUUGGGAGUCCUUUAGCUGCCGUUGUUACCAGGGCUGGGCUGGCCCUAUCUGCCAGGAGCCUAGACCUGAGCCUACGCCUGAAGAAGCAGCAUAAAACCAGAGGUUACCUGCCCCUGA
Molecule: messenger RNA, 1217 nt
Organism: Suricata suricatta (meerkat)
Lineage: Eukaryota; Metazoa; Chordata; Mammalia; Carnivora; Herpestidae
Gene: HYAL3
Product: hyaluronidase 3
Exons: 4
Coding region: 1-1194 (397 amino acids)
Biological process (GO): hyaluronan catabolic process; carbohydrate metabolic process
Cellular component (GO): acrosomal vesicle
Molecular function (GO): hyalurononglucosaminidase activity
Source: RefSeq, a predicted model, not a curated record